GUCGCAUUGGCAAGUCAGCCAAGCGCUUCGCGGCCAACGUUGGUGAAGGAGCCAUGUGCUCAGCCAGCUGCAAGAGCCAAAUCCUCACUGCCCAAGCUGUGGCCCAUGACGUUGGGCAAGAGACGGCGGCCAGAAUUGGGGUGCAGCAGUGGGCACGGUGUAGUGAAAGAAACUCUGAAAGAGAUGUUCAAAAAAUAGUUAAGAAACAAAGAACACAGCUGGACAUUCCGAUUCACAACAUAUCCUGUGAUGGGACUGACCUACCAUGGGUUUCUCCGGAGUCAUGGCUUCAAUUCAUUGUCAGAAGUGGGAUGUGGCCGGUGAUGGCUGGAUGUUGCUUGCAUGACUACGAAGGGGCCAGACGUAAGUGGGAACAAUUUUGGACCACUUACAAAGAAAUUCACCCUGGGUUUAGUCUCUUCGAUGAUGACAGUGUGGACUUAUCUAGAUGUGCUGCAUUUUUCAUACACGGUGAUGAGGGACGAACCCUCAAGAAGGGAGGUAUGUUGGUGACUAGUUUACAGAGCGCUUUGGGUCGUGGAUACGAUGAAAAGCGUGUGAGAAAACCGGGGGAGGGUGGCCGUGAUGAUCUCCAAGUGAACUUUGCUGGCCAUUCGUUUACAACACGGUUUAUCCUCAGUACUAUCCCGAAGACUGCUUACGAUCUUCAACCCAACUUGUUUCAUGAUGCCACCGGCCAUGUUGCCAAAUCUUGUCGGAGGUUGCUGGACUAUGGGUAUUUUGACCAUACGAGGGGUGGCGAGACCUUUCGUAUUUGCAUCCUGGGGGUGAAAGGAGACGCACCAUACCUUUCAAAAGUUGGUCAUUUUUAUCGGAGCUACAACACCACCGCAAAACGUGGACAGGAACGUGGACCUCCCAAGGGUGUUUGUCCAUACUGCUUGGCUGGUACAAAUUUAUGUGCUGCUGAAGAAAUUGCGACAACUACCCCAAGAUGGCUUUCAACUGUGGGUGUCAAGCUACCAUGGGUCAGGGAGCCAUCCUUGAUCACACACCUAGUACACGACAGACAUGACCCAGCUUCAUUCUUCAAGAGCGACAUCUGGCAUGUGUUUCACUUGGGCUUCGGGCGUUCCUGGAUUGCAAGUCUUGUGCAAUUGAUUCUUCCACAACUUCCAUUGCCGAAUCUUGAUGAAAAAUGGGAUUAUUUGACAGACCAUUACCAUGGCUGGUGUUCCAGAAAUCGAAAACAAAGUCACAUCAGCAAGAUUACUCCAUACCUUUUGUCGUACAAUGAGACGGGUGGAUGUAUGGGAAAUUGGCAUAAAGGAGGACUCACAACGAAUUUUAUGUUGUGGAUGGUUUCCCUACUUGGAGAUGUUCCGGUGGAUAGUGAUGGCCUACUGGCAAAGGCCCGUUCAACUACUUAUCGUGUCAACGAGAUGUUUAGCAUGCUCUAUCGAUCUGGAGCUUUCUUGUCAGAGGACGAAGGACGAUUUGUCGCUGAACAGGGACUAAAAUUUUUGGAGACGUACUACGAGUUUGCAACCAUCAUGUAUGCCAGGGGAAAACAAUGGUGCUUUCCGUUGUAUCCCAAGCUUCACAUAUGGCACCAUUUGCACAUAGACAUCCUACGAUCGAUUCAGGAAGUCAGGACCGCCUGCAACCCCAAUCUUUGGGGUUGCCAAAUGGACGAGGACACAGUCGGCCGGGCCAGUAGGCUCAGCCGCCGUGUAAAUGUACGACGAGUUUCUUUGAGAUCUUUGCAGCGAUAUCUCAUUUGUGCGUACUCAGCCAUGGUCAAGUGUGGGAUGUUGAAAUAG
Messenger RNA from Cladocopium goreaui, 1784 nucleotides. The record is from the annotation of a GenBank genome assembly. Lineage: Eukaryota; Dinophyceae; Suessiales; Symbiodiniaceae.